AUGCACGGCGGAAGACAAGAAAACUACGGCUCCAGCGGCAUGGGCGGCGGCAUGGGUGGUGGCUACAACGACGGCCCUAGAGAAAACUACGGAGGCGGUAUGAACAGCGGCAUGGGAGGAGGCAUGGGCGGCGGCGGCGGCUACGGGGGCGGCCGCGAGAACAUGGGCGGCGGCGGUAUGAGUGGCGGCAUGGGCGGAGGCUACGGAGGCGGCGGCCGAGACAACUACGGUCCCUCCGGCGGCAUGGGAGGCGGCCCCGGUCCCCGCGACAACUACAACGGCGGUGGCGGCAUGGGCGGUGGCAUGGGUGGUGGUAUGGGAGGUGGCGGUGGCUACGGCGGUGGCCGUGAAGACGAGGGGUUCACUGACAAGUUGAUCGAUGGUGCCGCUUCGUACGCCAAGAAGAAGUGGUAA
Molecule: messenger RNA, 414 nt
Organism: Colletotrichum costaricense
Lineage: Eukaryota; Fungi; Ascomycota; Sordariomycetes; Glomerellales; Glomerellaceae
Exons: 2
Coding region: 1-414 (137 amino acids)
Source: RefSeq, a predicted model, not a curated record